Molecule: messenger RNA, 993 nt
Organism: Trichoderma gamsii
Lineage: Eukaryota; Fungi; Ascomycota; Sordariomycetes; Hypocreales; Hypocreaceae
Exons: 2
Coding region: 1-993 (330 amino acids)
Source: RefSeq, a predicted model, not a curated record
AUGGCUUCAACCAACCUAUUUCCCCGUUUCUCUGAAGUCGACUCCAAACCUGAGGCCCCAGCAGGAUUGACGCUUGAAUCAUGGUCGCAGGGCUUCAUGGUCGGCGCCUUACUUAUCAUGACCGCCAUCACGCUGGUGAACAUGCGCAGAGGUAUUCUCCUACACAAACUCAUUCUCCUUGAGCUUCUGCUGGCCGUACCCAAUGGCUUCUUUACCUUCUGGAAUCCGCCAGCGUGGGGCUGGUACCUUUCCUCGACCGCAGUUCCGUUGAUCUCAUCAUGGACUCUGCAUAAUGUCAUAGCCUGGAUGAAGAGCAGGGGCUUCCUGAACAAGAAGGCGAGACUAUUAUACAUUGGUUCCGUCAUCCUCGUGCAGCCUUAUUGGAUCCUUGAGAUCUACGCCAAUUUUGCCUUCUUCAACGGAAUCAACACCACUUUGUUUCCCUACACGAGGCCAUUUGAGGGCCCAUGCCGGUAUAUGCUUGUCCCCCCAAGACCACUGCUAGUGAGCGUUGUCAAUACUGAUCCUGGACACAGUGAUCCCUGGUGGAUUUUCACUACGGCCAACUUGUUUUGGAACAUCAGACGCCGCUACGAGUUUGGCUUCCUCGAGCUGAUCAAGGCAUCGCCUCGGUUUGGUAUUCUGCUCGGCAGCAUGUGCUUGAGCGUCGUCUUCAUUAUCCUUGAUCUCUUGGCUGUGACACCUGCAAUUGCCCUUGGCGUCAUCAAUCCGUACUGGAAGUUGGCCCUCGUGUUCAAGUGCCUGACCGACACCAUUAUUCUUGAUGACUUCAAGUCCUCGCUUGACAAGCUGAGCCGGCACCGGUUCGCGCAGGUUCUGCCGCAGGACAAUUGGAAGAAUGACAUGAUGUUGAUGGACAUGGUCCGAGGAAAAGCGGAUGCUACAGCUCACGUUGAAGAUAUUUUGGACCUGGAAAGCAUACAACCCGCCAAGCAGAUCAUCAGGGAGCCGCCACGGGUGUUUAGUAAAUAG